Messenger RNA from Hyalella azteca, 2248 nucleotides. RefSeq names its product dolichyl-diphosphooligosaccharide--protein glycosyltransferase 48 kDa subunit (gene Ost48). The record is from RefSeq and is a predicted model, not a curated record. NCBI's taxonomy places the organism in Eukaryota, Metazoa, Arthropoda, Malacostraca, Amphipoda, Hyalellidae. Bases 138 to 1460 code for a protein of 440 amino acids. The transcript has 10 exons. Gene Ontology annotation, cellular component: endoplasmic reticulum membrane; oligosaccharyltransferase complex.
CAGAAGUCAAAUAAAAGGCGAAAUGAAUCUGUGGACAGCGCUGAUUGGUUAACCUCCCAUAGCUACCUGCCGGCACUUGUGUCAAACUACAGUGUAAACAGUAAGCUGGAACUUUUCGCUACAGUUGGAUUGCUUGGAUGUUUAGUGACUUGAGGUUGACCAUGUGGCUGUCAAGUUUAUUCCUAGUGACACUCGUAGGCUGUGCUUCAGCCACCAAAACACUGGUGUUAGUAGAUACCCUGGCUACCAGGGAAACCCAUUCCAUCUUCCUGAAAGCACUGACUGAUCGUGGCCAUGACUUGACCAUCAAGUCAGCUGAUGAGCCGUCCCUACAGCUGGCGCGAUAUGGAGAAUACCUCUACGAUAACCUCAUUCUCUUUGCUCCAGGGGUUGAAGAGUUUGGUGGGGCACUCAGUGUUGAGGCCAUAAUUGAGUUCGUUGAUGAAGGUGGCAACUUGAUCGUGGCAGGCUCCACUGAUGCUGCUGAUCUCAUUCGUGAGCUGUCCACCGAAGUUGGUGUGGAGAUGGACGAGGAGGACGCGGCAGUCAUUGACCACCUCAACUACGACACAAGAGCUGAUGAUGGGCAGCACACCCUGGUGACAGCGCCAGUGUCAGGUCUGCUGCAGUCCAGUCUGGUGGUGGGGCAAAAGCCGUCCGCCCCGCUGCUGUACCGAGGCACGGGUCUCAUCACCGACCCUGAGAACCCCUUGAUCCUGCCUGUGCUGAAGGCCUCGUCCACGGCCUACUGCCACAACCCAACCGAGCCCAUUACUGAGUACCCACACGCCACCGGGGAGAGCGUGGUGCUGCUGGCUGCCCUGCAGGCGCGCAACAACGCUCGUGUCCUCGUCUCAGGCUCUCUCGAGUUUUUCUCUGAUGCCUUCAUCUCCGCCGCCGUCACCACGGCUGACGGUUCAUUUUACCCAACAUCCGGCAACGGAGGGGUGGUGGAGGCCGUGACCAAGUGGGCGCUCAAGGAGGCUGGUGUUAUCAGGGUCGUCGAUGUCACCCACAACAAGGUUGGCGAGAACUCACCUCCGUCUGAGUACACCAUCAAGGACGACCUGGAGUACCACAUCACAGUCGAGCUGCUCGAGGACGGCAAGUGGAAGCCCUUCAAGACCAACGACCUACAGGUCGAGUUCGUGCGCAUUGAUCCCUUCGUGCGCACCUCGCUCAAGCCUUCCGACUCUGGCCGCUUCUCUGUGCGCUUCAAGGUGCCUGACGUGUACGGCGUGUAUCAGUUCAAGGUGGAGUACAACAGAGUUGGCUACACCAGACUAUACCACUCCACUCAAGUUGCGGUUCGUCCGUUCCUGCACACGCAGUACGAGCGUUUCAUCUGGUGCGCGUAUCCGUACUACGCGUCGGCGGCGAGCAUGAUGCUCGGCGUCUUCCUCUUCUCCUUCGUGUUCUUGCACCAUAAGGAUCCCGCUCCCAGGGAGAAGUCUGACUAAACUGGGCAGUGUAGUUAGCAUAUUGUGCUCUCCGUGCACCUGCUGUUUUUUACUAACUGAAUUUUUUUAGUGUGAAAUAUUUACCCGUCUUGGAACUCUUUUUUUUUAUGUACAUUUCAGCAAUAUGCCUCUCAAAUUUAUUAGCACUUUUCUCUAGAAUUAACGUCAAUUCAUAGUCAUAGACACAGUCAUGAGCAAUUGCCCCUUUUAAGAACCACCAAUAUUCUUGAUGACGACAUCAAGCUUAUUUUGGCAAUACAACCAUAACCGUGUCCAUUUACGAAAUAUUGUAGUAGAAGUAUGGUUUAGAGAUUUAAUCGUCCUCAACAACUUAACUGUAUCGUUCUAAAAUGCUCGUUGAUAAUACGUACAUCGCUUUGAUGCCUGAUAUGAUCAUGGUGUCUGCUUUGGGAGGAGGUAGCUUUUUGUACCCCAAAGCCAAACUAUGGACCAAGACUGCAUGCGAAUUUAUGUUCCUCGACAUUCCUCGACUUCCUGGCCUCGUUGAUUCGGUCAACUUUUGUAUGAAUAAUUUGUUAAAUUUCGGAUUUUAAUCAUAAUCUAGCUAAGUCAACGCGCAUUCAUUAGUUCAUUACCCUCGCCUGUUUAGUUCAAUUCCCAUUCAAUAGAACGGAGUUUUUCUGUAAAACGUGGCAGGACAUUCUGAGUUUGAUUUGGAGUUUAUUAAUACAAAAGAAGCGUUUUUGUUAGAAAAUUUAUUUAUUACCCUAAUAUAUUUUAUGUCUCCACUUAUUUACCACUUAUCAAAAGGCAAAAGUUUCUUUGGA